This is a messenger RNA of Penicillium concentricum, 1470 nucleotides long. Its product is annotated as Aminoglycoside phosphotransferase. The transcript has a single exon. The coding region runs from base 1 to 1470 and encodes 489 amino acids. The record is from RefSeq and is a predicted model, not a curated record. NCBI's taxonomy places the organism in Eukaryota, Fungi, Ascomycota, Eurotiomycetes, Eurotiales, Aspergillaceae.
AUGGAUGGGGCAAUUGUUUCAUUCUCAUCGUCAAUCGUGGAUCAUGUCACGCUAAGAAGACUGCGUGGAGAUGGGGAUUCUGACGACGAGGAUGAUGAGUUGGAUUCCCUCGACAUAGAUCCAUUCGAUGCAGUAUUGGAAAGGGUGAAAGUGAAGCACAUCGGUGAAUACGUGGCAGCGAUCCGAGCGAAAACUCCACCAAGCAACAAGAAGAACAUUCCUGUCAUCGAGGCUGGGUCUCCUGAUCAACAUGACACCCAUCUUUGCUAUCGGGUGAAGUUUGCCGACGGGGUGAGUUGGCUCCUCAAAUUCCCAGCUAUCGGAGCCCCUGAUCAAUUUGAUGAAGAUGAUGCCGAGAAUAUUCGCUCGGAAGCAUUGACAAUGAUGAUGCUGCGGCGUGAGACAACCAUCCCGAUCCCCGAGGUCUUUUCAUACAACAAUACAUGCGAAAACAAGCUCAAAGUUCCCUUCAUUCUCAUGGAGUUCAUCGACGCUUUGCCGUUGAUGGAUGUUUGGCAUGACCGGGAAUCCCCAAAAGAAGUUGUACAGGCCCGGCGCACACGCUGUCUUCAGGAUAUUGCUGCUGCAUAUGUCCAGCUUGGAAAAUACACAUUCAACGAAAGUCAACUCUUGAGAUUUGACGAUCAAGAUCGCCUUAUAGGUGUUGCGCCAGUAAAAAAGGAUCCAUUCCCGGGCCUCAGAGAGUUUUACACUUCUCAUCUGGACCGGUGGGAAGAAAAGCAUGAUGAGUAUGGAAGGGCGUAUCUAAAGCUUCUUCGAAUGUUUGUCGACUGGAUUCCAAAGUCAAUUGGUGAGGAAUCAUUCGUUCUAAGCCAUCCAGGUCCAAAUAUCUUCAACUUCCUUGUUUCAGAGGACGGUUCUGUACGGGCAAUCCUCGAUUGGGACGGCGCGCAAGCCGUGCCGCCAAGUCUAGGGAAUGAGACGUAUCCAUCAUGGCUAAUGCGCGACUGGUGUCCGCCCGUAUAUAUAUGGAGCGAAGAGAUGGAACAGGGAAUCAAUGGCGAGAAUUGUGUUUGGGAAGACUCACCAGACAUGCUGGAGUUCUAUCGAAAUGUCUAUGCGCAAUGUAUCGCAAAUCUGCUGCCAGAAAGCGAGAACACCAAAUUGACCCGCAAUUCCCUUCUCUUCGAGCAUUUGCAGAUGGCAACGGCAGACUUGAUGUUUAACACAGGCAUUACCACAAAGAUCCUUGGUGAAGUUAGGAAGCAAGUCAAGAACUUGGAUGACAGCCAGUCAUUCAACCCAUCCAACAACAAUAAGAAGGACAACAAUGACAAUGAAAACCACAGUUCUGCCAAGGAGGAUGCAACAGCCGAUCACAAUUCACCGAACAGACCGAGGAUAGAUCCGAACAUGGUAGUAUCGAAGCAGACAUGGACGACGAAGAUCUUUAUAUUGAUGAGAUGUUCCUGGAGUUUGAAAGAGAUGAACCGAGUGAGCAUCAACUAA